AUGGGAACCGCUCUGAGAAGCGUUAUAAAGCUCCAGCCCCUUCAACUUCUGCUUCCCUCGUCGUAUAGCCUCGAGGAAUUCUCAAAGUUCGUUUCUUUCCGGCAUUCUCUUUCUAUCUCUAAUUCUUGGAGCCCCGCCAAACCCCGCCUCAGAGCUAAAACCCUUGGGUUUCUGAGUUACGCAUCAAUGGCCACGAGCUCACCGUUGCGUCAUCAAGUGAGGGACAGGAUUGAACUGUCCGAUAUGGAGAAGAAGAUCUUUGAUAGGCUCCUGGCUACCCUUCGCCAGUUCGGUUUGGAGACUCAGCUUCGAGUUGCUGGUGGAUGGGUUCGGGACAAGCUUCUGGGAAAAGAUUGCUAUGAUAUUGACAUCGCUCUCGACAAUAUGAUGGGUACUGAAUUUGUAGAUAAGGUGAGGGAGUACUUGUUGUCAGUGGGUGAGGAUGCGCAAGGAGUCUGUGUUAUUGAGAGUAACCCGGAUCAAUCCAAACACUUGGAGACUGCGAGGAUGCGCCUGUUUGAUAUUUGGAUUGAUUUUGUAAACUUGAGGAGUGAAGAGUAUGCUGAAAAUAGCCGCAUUCCUACCAAGCAAAGAUUUGGCACUGCUGAAGAAGAUGCGUAUAGGAGGGACUUGACCAUAAACAGCUUAUUCUACAAUAUCAACACUGACUCAGUUGAAGAUUUUACUAAAAGAGGUAUCUCUGACCUGAAAUCUGGAAAGAUAGUGACUCCUUUGCCUCCAAAGGAAACCUUUCUGGAUGAUCCAUUAAGAGUUCUUCGAGCCAUUCGUUUUGGUGCUAGAUUUGAUUUUACUCUUGAUGAAGACCUGAAGAGAGCUGCAGCAUGUGAUGAAGUAAAAGAAGCACUGGCUGCUAAAAUUAGCAGAGAGCGAAUUGGAACAGAAAUUGAUCUAAUGGUAUCUGGAAACCAACCUGUCAAAGCAAUAACUUAUAUAUGUGAUCUGACAUUAUUUUGGGUUGUCUUCAGUCUUCCUCCCGGGUUUGAGCCUCCUAUUACUGAUGGAUGUGACAGGCAUUGCAUUAAUUACCUGGAUACCACGUGGAAUCUUAUCCAUUUAGUUGGAGAAUCAAGCUUUACUGAUGAACAAAGGAGAUUAACCCUGUAUGCUGCUUUGUUUCUCCCCCUCAGAAGUACCGCUUACAAAGAUAAGAAAGCUAAGGAGAUUCCCGUUGUCAAUCAUAUCAUCCGGGAGUCUCUCAAGAGAAAAGGUAAAGAUGCAGAAAAGGUGCUUGAAUUACACCAAUCAUCAUAUAAAUUGAUGUCAUUAAUCCCUUGUCUUGCAUCAAAUGGGGAUGUCAAUCUAGAUGUUGAUUGGAUGAGGGAUUUGGCUGAUGUCCCUCUAUCUUCUAGACUCCGUGUACUGACAGGCUUUCUCUUAAGAGAACUUAAAGAGUAUUGGCGAGUUGCACUUUUUAUAUCCACAUUGGUACAUCCCGUUGACAUUGGUGAGGCUGAGGAUGAGCACUCGCAGCUGUGCAAACGAAGAGAUCUAUUCAAGACUCUAGAGAAUUCCAUAAUCAAACUAGGUCUGGAAAAUAUUUGGGACGUAAAACCGCUGAUCAAUGGGAAAGAAGUUAUGAGUGCCUUGCAGCUUAAAGGAGGACCACUUGUGAAGGAAUGGCUUGACAAGGCAAUGGCUUGGCAACUAGCUCAUCCUUCUGGAACUGCAGAGGAAUGCAUUGAUUGGUUGAAGGAAAGCAAUUCUAAGCGUGUGAAAAUGGAAUGAGCUUCAUUGAGUUUCUUGAUCAUUGAUUCUCUUCUGUUUAUGGCUUCAAUGACUGAGACUGAGACAUAACACAAUAGAGGCAGCAAAGCCAAGCUAGUCCCCUGAUAUCGAUACAAAUACAACUGAUACACACAAACACUUCAUCUGGAUGGGGCCUGGAAAUGUACCACAUCGAACUUCUUGUCAAUAGAAAGAUAAGAAGGUUCAUAUGGGAGCUAUAGAAUGUAAUUUGAGGGAAGUAUAAUCAGAUAGAACUCUAGGGUUUUGUUAGCUUUUUAGGCUUAGAUUUUGUUAGCCUUCAUCUUUUUUGUGCAAGAUUCACAAGUUAGUUUCCUUGGUUAUUUCACAGAUGAGGUUUUAUGAUCUCAGGCUUUCCUUUUUAGCUGCUGAAUGGAUGUUCCGCAUUCGUAGCUUGACAAUAAUCAAAAGAAAUUAUCGUUUAGUUAUUUUAGUUUAUCUUCA
Molecule: messenger RNA, 2208 nt
Organism: Neltuma alba
Lineage: Eukaryota; Viridiplantae; Streptophyta; Magnoliopsida; Fabales; Fabaceae
Product: putative CCA tRNA nucleotidyltransferase 2
Exons: 15
Coding region: 1-1746 (581 amino acids)
Biological process (GO): tRNA 3'-terminal CCA addition
Molecular function (GO): RNA binding; ATP:3'-cytidine-cytidine-tRNA adenylyltransferase activity; CC tRNA cytidylyltransferase activity
Source: RefSeq, a predicted model, not a curated record